This is a messenger RNA of Siniperca chuatsi (mandarin fish), 3304 nucleotides long. It is a transcript of the gene phtf1, whose product is annotated as putative homeodomain transcription factor 1. The record is from RefSeq and is a predicted model, not a curated record. Lineage: Eukaryota; Metazoa; Chordata; Actinopteri; Centrarchiformes; Sinipercidae. Gene Ontology annotation, cellular component: endoplasmic reticulum. The coding region runs from base 438 to 2522 and encodes 694 amino acids. The transcript is spliced from 17 exons.
UAGUACAACAGACCCCGGAAAAGGGAAGCGGAAGACCCAAAUGUUAAACAGGAGUGAAGUUAGCGAAGUACAGAAUACCUGAAAUUAACGUAUCGGUAACCAGAUGUUUGCGUAUGAAAGAAAUAAUUCAUAAAUGCAACAUUUACAAGUCAUUAAGUGCGUCGUCGAAAAGCGGCAGUUGACGUAAAGCGCGUAGCUAGUAACGUUAACGGUAGUUAACUUAGCUCAGUUUGACAACAAGACGCUGCAACGCCCCUGAUAACUGAUGACAGAGUAUUUAACAACCAGUUUGUGAUGAUUACUAAACGUGUCUUCCAGUGUGUGCCAAAUCGACCCGUGGUUUUUCAUUUCAGUGAACAAAUCUGGAUUUCUGCCCAGUCCCCGCAGUUUCCUGAGAUCUUUGUGAAAUGACCUGAAUUCACUGGUUCCAGCAUCUGAUGACAAUGGCCAGAAUAGCCUGGUAUCAAGAGAAGAUCGGGGCCUAUGAUCAACAAGUCUGGGAGAAAUCUCUGGAGCAGGCGGAUCUAAAUGGUUUGGACAGCAAACCAAAGAAGACGGGUCACAUCAAAUCAGACCUCAUUGACGUUGACUUAGUAAGAGGCUCAACAUUCAGCAAAGCCAAACCACAGAGUCCUUGGACAGCUCUGACUCGGAAGGGUCUGGUCAGAGUGCUGCUGUUCCCGUUCUUCUUCCAGUGGUGGAUCCAGGUGACCUCCAAGUCCAUCUCCACAUGUAUCCUCGUGCUGUAUUUCAUGCAAGUGGCAGCAGUAGUGCUGUAUUUGGAGGUCCCUGGGGCGAGUGCCAGCGAGGUGUUUGGGCCCAUGUGUUUGAUGCUGCUGCUGGGUACCGUGCACUGCCAGAUUGUGUCGACCGAGUCCAGCCGGUGGCCCUCGAGCAGUCCAGCUGCCAGCUGCACCACCAGCCCUGCGCGCAGAAGGAGGCCAAGGAAGGGCAGAGGGCUGAAAAAACCCGAAGAAAAGAAUGACAGCGGGGACACAGAACAGCAGGGGCCCUGGCAGUUUGAAGAAAGCCAGAGAUUAUACAGGAACGAAGAGAGGAGGAACAAAAGAAAGUCAGGAUUUGGGGCCUCCGACGAGCUCUCCAGUGAGGAAGAGGAGGGGGUACAACCAGUGGAAGUAAUUCGUUCAGUACCUCAUCAAGAGAGACACCCUGCUAUGACUUGGCCGACAUCUGCACCAGUGUCUUCUGUUAGGAAGAGAAGUCUAAAGUCUAACCCCAAACCCACAUUAAGACCUCAGGAAGGGAGUGGGGCUUCCAUCAAGGUGAAGCCUCGAGAGGUGGAGCGCCUCAGGCCGAGCGUGGCCUCUCGUCCUGCCUCCGACACUGAUGACACAAUGUGGGAGGAGCUUCUCCAAGGGCCUGACUCCGCCUCCACGGCGAGCAGUGACAGUGAGGGGAACGGGAGGUACAACGCUGGCAUAGCGCUCCCACAAACCACCACUCUGAGCAGUGAUGAUGAGAGCCUACAGCAGGGAAUCCCUGCAAGCCAGCUGUCUUGGUUGCAGGCAUGUCACCCAUCCAAGGACCGUGUCAGUGCCAUAAUAUGGGAGCAGGGCGAGUGUAAGAAAGCAGACAUGUCAGUAUUGGAGAUCAGUGGGAUCAUCCUCACACGGGUGAAGUUAGUUGAGCAGGGUAUGGGUUACCUUGUGCUUGGUGGGCUGAUGACCGCCACCCUGGCGCUGCUUCCCUUUGCCUUCCGCUUGGCUCAGCAUCUGGACAUGUCGAGCCUCAGCUCCCUGUCCCUGACGGAGCUGGUAGAAAUGGCGGUGGGGCCGCCUGAUGCCCAGGCCUACGCCUUCUUCUUGAUCACAAUGGUGCAAAGAGUCUGCCUCAUAGGACUGUUCUUCUUCAUGAUGUGUGUGGCUGAGAGAACGUACAAACAGAGACUCGUAUUUGCCAAGUACUUCAGCCACCUCACUUCAGCUCGCAAGGCCAAGAAAUCUGAGAUCCCUCAUUUCAGGCUGAAGAAAGUCCAGAACAUAAAGAUGUGGUUGUCACUACGCUCUUUUCUCAGGAGACGAGGGCCGCAGCGCUCCGUUGACGUCAUUGUCUCCACUAUCUUCCUUUUAGCGCUCUCCAUUUCAUUCAUCAUUUGUGCCCAGCUUCUGCACAGCCACAACACAUUCCUCGAGUCUCUGACAAACUGGGAGCUGAUGGUGUGGGCCUCCUCCCUCAUCCUCUUUCUGUUACGGCUGGCCACGUUGGGCUCAGAGACCAACUGCAAAUACAGCAACUCCUCAGUGCUGCUCACUGAGCAGAUCAAUUUGUAUCUCAAGAUGGAGAAAAAGCCCAAUAAGAAAGAAGAACUCAAUAUAGUGAAUAACGUUUUGAAACUAGCUACAAAACUGAUGAAGGAGCUGGAUACUCCAUUCAGACUGCUGGGUCUGACUGUGAACCCUCUGAUCUACAACAUUACCAGAGUGGUCAUCCUGUCUGCUGUGUCUGCUGUGGUCAGCGACUUGUUCGGCUUCAACAUCAGACUGUGGAAAAUCAAGUCUUAAUGUGAAAACAGCAAACCACUAACAGCCGGACACUAGAGACCAGAAACUCCCCUUGUCUGCAUCUACAAAAAAAAGUGCAAACCUACUGACAGUUGAGUGAUUGUCUGUGCCUUCCAACUGAAACGUUUGUGUCUUGAGUUUUUUUCACAAGACUGAGAUGCUCCGACAGUCGCUCACACACCGUUACUGGCGGCUCACCUGGUGUGGCAACACACAGUUUCCAUCAGUCACGCUACUAACCCGGUGCCUAACCUUUGACCCUUGAAUGUUCCUCAGUAUGUGGUUAAAUGUAGCGGUGAGUUUAGGUCUGCGAUCAUUUCAGGCUUCUGUGGCAUACAGAUUUCCAAAUGUGUUUUGUACAGAUGUGUGGACACAAAGUGAUAUGUAAAUGAGUUAAAUGCAGACAAUAAUGAAGAUAGUCUUAUUCAUUGAUGUUUCUCAUCAGUAUAUCAGUACAACUAACUGCAAAACAGGCUAUGUGCUAUCUAAAGCCAGUAAAUCAAAAUGGGCGAUGAGCUGUAUUAAAUGAAUUUUCAUAGGACUCAACUUUCAUUUCAACCUUUUGUACUAUUUAAGGAGGAAAUAUUGUGAUUGUCAGUGGGCUUUAUUUAUUUGGGAUUCUGUUUUAGCGCUUAAACUUGUAAUGGUACCUGUGAGUCAUGACUCUUUGACCACAAUCUGUCUUUUGUAUUGAGGACCAUUGUUGAAUAAAAUUACUAUGCAAAGUGGAUUUGGUUGUGAAAAUGUUUGAUAGAGCUGAAUAAAUGCUUUUCAUCCAUUGA